Messenger RNA from Protopolystoma xenopodis, 1320 nucleotides. Lineage: Eukaryota; Metazoa; Platyhelminthes; Monogenea; Polystomatidea; Polystomatidae. The record is from the annotation of a GenBank genome assembly.
CUAAACUUCGAGAAAGACUUGUGUAUCACCGCUAUGCAUUCAGCUGAAGGUGAGAAGAUUGACUUUGUCAAAACGACCUACCCCACUGGUAACGUAGAGGAGUGGAUGCUGGACAUUGAGAAUCUCAUGCGGCUUUCUGUACGCACUUUGAUCGGAAAUGCACUUGUUGAUUAUGCACAGGCAGUACGUACUGAUUGGGUGCUCAAAUGGCCGGGUCAAGUCGUUAUUGUAGGCUGCCAGACACAUUGGACGUCUGAGGUUUCAGAAGCUUUGAGUCAGAAGGAAAAAGGCGGUUUAAGGACUUUACUGCCACAACUGCUUUCUCAGCUUGAUGAUCUUCGUGAACUUGUUCGAGGUGACUUGUGCAGAACUGGCCGAAUGACUCUUUCCGCACUCAUUGUGAUUGAAGUACACGCGCGUGAUGUGGUACAGAAUAUGCUUGAUGAGGGAGUCCAUCUGGUCAGCGAUUUUGAGUGGAUUAGUCAAUUACGUUACUAUUGGUUCUCGGAGGAAGAGGAGCUGCGUCUUCGAGCUGUUAAUGCCGAAUUCCCUUACGGGUAUGAGUAUCUUGGCAAUACCAACCGACUCGUCAUUACGCCGUUGACUGAUCGCUGUUACCUCACUCUUACAGGAGCACUUCAUCUGAAGUUCGGUGGUGCUCCAGCAGGUCCAGCUGGCACAGGAAAGACGGAGACGACCAAGGAUCUUGGAAAGGCAUUUGCAGUACAAUGUGUUGUUUUCAACUGCUCCGACCAACUGGAUUUCAUGGCUAUGGGGAAAUUUUUCAAAGGACUAGCCUCGGCCGGUGCCUGGGCUUGUUUUGACGAGUUCAAUCGUAUCGAUAUCGAAGUGCUUUCUGUGGUAGCUCAGCAGAUUACCACGAUCCAGAAAGCCCAGCAACAGCGUGUCGACCGUUUCAUAUUUGAGGGCAUUGAACUUACAUUAAAGCCUUCUUGUGCAGUCUUCAUUACCAUGAAUCCAGGUUACGCCGGUAGGACAGAAUUGCCGGACAACUUGAAAGCCCUCUUUCGUCCGGUUGCCAUGAUGGUGCCCGACUAUGCCUUGAUCGCGGAGAUAUCACUAUUUUCGUUCGGCUUUUCAGAGGCAAGAAUACUGGCUAAGAAGAUUGUCACCACGUUCAAACUAUCAUCAGAACAGUUGAGUUCACAGGAUCACUAUGAUUUUGGUAUGCGAGCCGUAAAGAGUGUUAUCUCUGCCGCAGGAAAUUUGAAGCGACAGAACUCGGAUAUGGAUGAGAAUUAUCACUAUACUGUUAUGCAAGCUAAUUCGAUCAAGACAGAGGACACAAGUGUUUCUUGA